CGCGGGGCGGGCCGGGGCCGGACGGGCUGCGGCUGCGGCCCCGGCGGCCGCGGCUCCUCCUCCCCUUCCUCCCGCGGAGGCUGACGUUGAGUCAACAGCGCGGCGGCCGCAGGAGGCGGCGGCGCAGCGGCUCGGAGGCGCCGGGCCCUCACGGGGGCCCGGGCGGUGGCGACGGCGGCAGCGCGGCGGGAGGGAGACUCGGCCGUGGAGGAGGGCGGCGUCCAUGCAGCCCGCCCGCGCCUGCAGCAGAAGGCCAUGAACAGCGACCGGACCGAGAGCGACUGGCAGGGGCUGGUGAGCGAGUACCUGGUGUGCAAAAGGAAGUUGGAGAGUAAAAAAGAAGCCCUGCUAAUCCUCUCCAAGGAGCUGGACACAUGCCAGCAGGAAAGGGACCAGUACAAACUCAUGGCCAAUCAGCUUCGAGAACGCCACCAGUCCCUGAAGAAGAAAUACCGAGAGCUGAUCGAUGGCGAUCCGUCACUUCCUCCUGAAAUGAGGAGACAGGCUAACCUUGCCCAACUAUUGAGAGAUUCUCAGGACCGAAAUAAACAUCUGGGAGAAGAAAUUAAAGAACUUCAGCAAAGGCUUGGAGAAGUCCAGGGUGACAAUAAGCUCUUGAGGAUGACAAUUGCCAAACAGAGGCUUGGAGAUGAAGAAAUUGGUGUGCGGCACUUUGCAGCUCAUGAGCGUGAAGACUUGGUUCAGCAGCUGGAGAGAGCAAAGGAACAGAUCGAGUCUCUGGAGCAUGACCUGCAGGCCUCGGUGGAUGAGCUUCAGGAUGUGAAAGAAGAACGGUCUUCCUACCAGGACAAAGUGGAGAGGCUCAACCAGGAGCUAAACCAUAUCCUGGGCGGGCAUGAGAACCGCAUCAUCGACGUGGACGCCCUGUGCAUGGAGAACAGGUACCUUCAAGAGAGAUUAAAGCAACUGCAUGAAGAGGCCAACCUCUUGAAAUCGAACAUUGCCAAAUACAAGAAUGCUCUCGAGAGACGGAAAAACUCCAAAGGCCAGGGUAAAGCCGGCAGCAGCGCUCUGACUGGGGUCCUGUCUGCAAAACAAGUUCAGGAUCUGUUAUCUGAGGAUCAUGGAUGUAGUCUCCCAGCUACUCCACAGUCCAUUUCUGAUCUGAAAUCUCUGGCAACAGCCCUGUUGGAGACGAUCCAUGAGAAAAACAUGGUCAUCCAGCACCAGAGGCAGACCAACAAAAUCCUAGGGAAUCGGGUGGCUGAACUGGAGAAAAAAUUAAGAACUCUGGAAGUUUCUGGUUUGUGGAGUCUUCCAGGCCUGAGCUACAAUGUUUCAGUAGGAUUUGGGAGGGGCAAAGACACCAUACUGUUCAGCGACCCCGGUCUUCCCACCAUACAGCAGUCAAGAUCCCCACUGCUGAAGUUCAUCGAGCAGCCCACUGAGGACAAAGCGAGCCCCAAGGAUGUUCUGGAGGCUGGGAAGUCCAAGAUCAAAGUGGUGACAGAUUUAUUGUCUGGGGAGGCUCAGAAGCAAGCACGAGAUGAAAGUCGUGCCGCUGCCCAGGUGUUGACAGCACCGGAGGAUGCUGGGAGGCCCGCUGUCAACUCCCCAGCAAAUCAGAGCCACAGGAACCAGCGCAAGCACUUUCAUCCUUCAUUACCCCAGUUACCUUCUGAGGAAGAAGAAGUAAACAGGCUCGGAAGGGAAAUAAUGAACCUGACGGAGGAGCAGGCAGCUGUGGAACCCGAAGGGGUCGGGAGAGAGAGUCCAGUGGAGAGUCAGAGGAACGAGAUAGGGCCAUCCCUGCUGGGCCCGGCCUCCAAGGCGGAGCUCCCCAAACCUUGCCAAGACCCCUUUGAGUCCAGCCAGCCCGAAGCCGAAGCUUCUACCAUGGAAAAUGGCAAAGAGACCCAGGAGGGUGGAGGCCCAAGGAGCACGGUGAAAACAUGAAGGGGGAAAGGGACCUGGCACGGUGACACGUGGAAGGAAGGCCCCGGUAAGGAAUUAAGCGUCAGAGCAGCGCGCAGAACUCGCUUUCUCCUAAAACACCUCUAAGCCUGCCAGUGAGAAAAAGACACGGAUCCUGUGGCUAACUGUGAAUGUUCUGACGAUGCCAGCACAGUUUGAUUUAUUAAAUGCAGGUCCUCAAGCUU
This is a messenger RNA of Hipposideros armiger (great roundleaf bat), 2120 nucleotides long. RefSeq names its product coiled-coil domain containing 149 (gene CCDC149). The transcript has 14 exons. The record is from RefSeq and is a predicted model, not a curated record. NCBI's taxonomy places the organism in Eukaryota, Metazoa, Chordata, Mammalia, Chiroptera, Hipposideridae. The coding region runs from base 256 to 1917 and encodes 553 amino acids.